Messenger RNA from Toxotes jaculatrix (banded archerfish), 2323 nucleotides. It is a transcript of the gene alox12, whose product is annotated as arachidonate 12-lipoxygenase. Gene Ontology annotation, molecular function: arachidonate 12(S)-lipoxygenase activity; iron ion binding; arachidonate 15-lipoxygenase activity. NCBI's taxonomy places the organism in Eukaryota, Metazoa, Chordata, Actinopteri, Toxotidae. Gene Ontology annotation, biological process: lipid oxidation; linoleic acid metabolic process. The record is from RefSeq and is a predicted model, not a curated record. Bases 314 to 2323 code for a protein of 669 amino acids. The transcript has 15 exons.
AUGAGUGAGAUGAAGCUACACAAAGGACCGAUUGAGGAGAGUGUGAGAGAGCUGAGACGUCAGAGCGAGGGAAUGAGCGUUGCAGCCAAACUUUCAAACUUUCUGCAGAGAAACAAACCAGAUGUGCUGAACUGGGGGGAACUAUUGAACCAACAACAGAGACCUGUGAGGACUUUUGACAGAGAAGAAGGAGAAGAAAUAGGACACAAGGAGGGGGAGAAGGAAAAAAGAGAAGUGUAAGAGGACAGAGCCAAAGGAAGACACAGGAAAAGGAGAAAACUGAUACUUUGCAGUAACGACGGCACUGACUAAGAUGGAGGUCUACACUGUCACAGUAGCAACUGGUAAAUCAGAGUACUCAGGCACCAACAAUUACAUCUUUGUGACUCUGGUGGGGGAGAAAGGGGAGAGUGAGCGCACCCUGCUGGACAACCCUGGGCUGGACUUCUGUAGAGGAGCAGUGGACCAGUACAAGGUGACCAGUCCUUCCCCUUUAGGCUCUCUCCUACUGGUCAGACUGGAGAAGCAGAGGUAUUGGGUGGAAGAUAACUGGUUCUGUUGCUAUGUCACAGUGGAAUCUCCAAGUGGUGACAAAAUGACUUUCCCCUGUUACCGCUGGCUUGUAGGAGACGUCAAGGUGGAAAUAAGAGAGGGAACAGGUAAGAUGCUGAAGGACGACUCCUUAGCUCAGCUGUUGGCACACAGGAAGACAGAACUGCAGGAGAGACAGAAGACGUACAGAUGGGUAACGUGGGCUCCAGGGAUACCCCGGUGUAUUGACGCUAAAACAGAAGCAGAUUUACCCCAAGACGCCCGCUUUGAGAAUGAGAAGAGGAGCGACUUUGAACAUUCCUUACAUUAUGCGUUGCUGGAGCUGUCUUUGAAGAAGUUCGCCAUCAGGUUUGGGAAGUCCUGGAAUGACCUGGAUGAUUUCAAACGGAUUUUCUGGAAGCUGAGAAGCCCCAUAGCUGAGUACUGUAUGGAGCACUGGAAGGAGGACUGGUUCUUUGGCUACCAGUGUCUGAAUGGCUCCAACCCCAGGAUGAUCCAGAGGUGCAAGAAGCUGCCGGAGAACUUCCCCGUCACGUCGGACAUGGUGCAGAGCUCCAUGGCUACCAGGACCAAUCUGGACAAAGAACUCAAGGCAGGCAACAUCUACUUGUUAGACUACGCCAUCAUGGAGGGGAUUCCCUCCAACACAAUCAAGGGCAAACCUCAGUACAUUGCUUCUCCACUCUGUCUUCUCUACCAACACCCAGAUGAAGGACUCAUACCUAUUGCUAUACAGCUAGGGCAGACUCCUGGCCUGGACACACCCAUAUUCCUGCCCAGAGACCCGCCUUUGGCCUGGCUGUUGGCUAAGAUGUGGGUGCGUCACUCAGAGUUCCAGGUGUUCCAGCUGCUGUCGCACCUGCUCAGGACUCACCUGGUGGUAGAGGUGUUUUGUGUGGCAACUCUGAGACAGCUGCCUGCCGUACACCCUAUAUAUAAGCUCCUGGCCCCUCAUCUGCGCUACACUCUAGAGAUCAACUGCAGGGGGCGCACUCAGCUCAUUUCCGCUAAUGGCAUCUUUAAACGGGUUGUCUCCACAGGUGGUGACGGCCUGUUGAUUCUGGCUCAGAGGGAGUACAAGGUGCUGACUUACCGCUCCCUCCAGCCCCACCAUGACUUCACUGACAGAGGAGUGUCCCAGCUCCCUAAUUAUUUCUACAGGGAGUACAGUCUGAUGCUGUGGGAGGCCAUACACAGUUUUGUCACAGGUAUGGUGAGCCUGUACUACCAGUCAGACCAGGAUGUGCAGGAGGACCUGGAGCUCCAAGCCUGGAUCAGAGACAUAACUCAGGAGGGCUACACGGAGCUCCCCAAAUUUGGUCUGCCCAGUAAACUUGGCACCAGAGAGGAACUGUCCACCCUGCUGACAGUGGCCAUCUUCACCAGUACAGCCCAGCAUGCUGCUACCAACAACGGACAGUUUGACUGGUGUGCCUGGGUCCCCAACACCCCCUGCACCAUGAGACAACCCCCACCAACAGACAAGGAUGCCGUUACCAUGGAGAUGAUCAUGGCCACUCUUCCUGACAUCAGCCAGUCCUGUGUGCAGAUGGCUAUCACAUGGCAUCUGGGGCGAGCACAACCGGAUGCUAUUCCUUUGGGCCAGUACACAGAGGAGCACUUCACUGAGGGGAAGGCUUUGGAGCUGAUUGACAGGUUCAGAGCAGAGCUGAAGGAGAUCGAGGGCCACAUCCUCGGUCAGAAUGAAGGACUGGAGCUGCAGUACCUCUUCCUCCUGCCUAGCCGCAUAGAAAACAGCAUCACCAUAUAG